Molecule: messenger RNA, 576 nt
Organism: Esox lucius (northern pike)
Lineage: Eukaryota; Metazoa; Chordata; Actinopteri; Esociformes; Esocidae
Product: otospiralin
Exons: 4
Coding region: 134-433 (99 amino acids)
Biological process (GO): sensory perception of sound
Source: RefSeq, a predicted model, not a curated record
UUCCUCCCACCUGCCAGGCUCCUCAUCCGUGGAGGGACAGAAACCCCAGAAUUCACAGCAGACCAGCCAGUAACGGUCAGAGGGAGCUUUCUGUGGUACCAACCAACUCCAAACAUCAGUGAUCUCCAUCAGCAUGCACCAUCUGUGUGUCUCCAUGUUGGUCCUCUUAAUUCUCCAUGGAUUCCUCGGUUUCACUGGGGCAGAAGACACUCCCAGAGAGGAAGGCAAAGGCAGGGAGAAACGUGAAAUGCCCAAUUGGUCCCUGUGGUCAUCAGACUUCACAGGCUGGCUGCAGGAACUGACUGCACAAGCUGGUUAUGACCGGAUCCAGAACCUGGCCAGAACCUACUGGGCCCACUUCCCUAUAGCCAGUUACCUGGGUUAUGACAGCCCUGAAGAAAACCCAGACGGAUCUGAAGAGGUUCCGGAAUGACGUCUCGGUCAAACACAACCCUCCAGAGAAGAGUCCACCUUUAAGAGAAAAGCCCUUCUGACUUUGUCAGAUCAUUUUAUUGAUGUUUGCUCUGAAACUGGACAUUUUUUUUAGCAGGAGGGUUUGCAAGCAUUCAAACAGAU